This is a messenger RNA of Podarcis muralis (Common wall lizard), 1011 nucleotides long. Lineage: Eukaryota; Metazoa; Chordata; Lepidosauria; Squamata; Lacertidae. The record is from RefSeq and is a predicted model, not a curated record.
CUCAUUGGCUCUCGACUCUGCUCUCGGCCUACUCAGGUCGACCCGCGGGCGGGCGGGAAGGCAGUUGCGUCUGAAGUCUGGCAGGAGAGAAGAGAAGUUGGGAUGAGCGGGAAGGAAGGUGCUUCGGUUCAGCCCCGGAGCACGUCUUCAGCCCCAGGGACCAGCUCCGAGGCUGGAUUUUUUAGGCGGAAGUACUCUAGUCCAUGCAUGACCAUGUCACCAUCCAAAGACGUCCUUGUGGGUUCUACAAUAGCCUUGUCCCAUCCUGGUGUCUGUGAAGAACUAAGCAAGUCAUUUGCCUGGAUAAAUAAGAAAAGGAAGAGUGGGCUUUCCAGGCUCUGCAAGAAGAAAACAUCUUUGUCAGAAAAUGGAUGGAGUUCCUUUUGCCUAUCUUCAUUAGCUGCCCAGAACAUCUGUGCUAGCAAGUUUCACAACACUUGGACUCAUUUGGAAAACAAUUCCCUUUCUUGCUCGAUAUGCAGUACCUCUUCAUGUUCUCUCUUAAAUGCUCUGACUUUGGAAGAAUCCAUCCAAGCUCUGGCAACUGCUGUGCGCAACCCAAACAAAGCUGUUUUCACUGUGGAUGUCAGAACAACUGAGAUUCUAGUUGCAAAUGACAAAGCCUGCAAGCUUCUUGGUUACAGUACUCAGGAGGUGAUUGGCCAGAAAUUAUCUCAGAUGAUUUCAAAAUCCAAUUGGGAUAUUAUGGAAGUACUGAAGGAAGAGCACGAUGAUGCUGAAUAUGAAGCAGUAGUUCCCGGAACUGUGGUAGAUGUUAUUUCCCAUAGCAAUGAAAAGAUCCCAGUUUCUGUAUGGAUGAGAAGAAUGAAAACCCAUUGCAGUCAGUACUGUGUGGUGGUUUUGGAGCCUGUGGAAAGACUUUCUGCCUCUGUUUUCUUCACAAGCAGAGUGAGUAUCCAGUUAGCUUAAAUUGCAGCAAUGUCUUUCAACUAGCUAUCAAGUACAGUUAUGGGGUACUAGGAGUUAUUGAAACGAUUUUGGUUUUCAUCA